Molecule: messenger RNA, 1502 nt
Organism: Astrephomene gubernaculifera
Lineage: Eukaryota; Viridiplantae; Chlorophyta; Chlorophyceae; Chlamydomonadales; Astrephomenaceae
Source: the annotation of a GenBank genome assembly
UAGGAACUUCACAGCGUACUCCAUAAUUUACAAGUAAAGCUGCUUUGCGUCUGUUAUACGUUGUCCCCAAAGGAGGUUAGAUCUACGCCUUCACUGCCAGUGGCUUUCCAACACAGCAAUGGCAUCACGAAUUUACGUUGGAAACCUGCCCGCUGAUAUUGCAGAGCGGGACGUUCGUGAUGAAUUUGAACGGUUUGGCCGCGUCAGGACUAUCUGGGUAGCCCGGAAACCGCCAGGUUUUGCGUUCCUCGAAAUGGAAGAUGACCGGGAUGCCGCUGACGCCGUUCGCAAACUGGACGGUUUCCAAGGAUGGCGUGUUGAGUUUAGCCGUCGGGCUGACCGCGGUCCGCCCCCUCGCGGUGGCAUGGGCGGCCCCAUGGGACGUGAGCUUCGCUGCUACGAGUGCGGCGAGGUCGGCCACAUUGCACGUGAUUGCCGGAGCAUGCGUGGUGGCGGUGGCGGCAUGGGCCCCCGUGGCGGCAUGCCGCCGCCCCGCGGCAGGAGCCGCAGCCGCAGCCCUGUGCGGCGCAGCCGGAGCCCUUCUUACGAUCGACGGCGGUCGCCCAGCCCGCCGAGGCGCCGGGACGAGGGCGGCCGUGAGCGGGACCGCAGCCGGAGCCGCAGCCGGGACCGCGUUUAACACCUCGGGCUUUAGCAGGACGCCACAUGCAUCUAAGGGUUGUCGCUGUUAUGAUGUUUUGCGUGGGGUAGCCGUCUGCGCACUAUCUGCCUGUCGAUGUAGUACCCUAUCUUGAUGUGUGUAGUAGUGACUUGUUGGUACGGUGGGAGGGAGUGUCCUUAACAAAAAAUAAUGGAUGUAUCGACCAUGGGGUCUUCUCUAAACUCUCGGGUUGGCUUUGACUUGGUGAGUUAGUGUUUGCCGUUGGUUUGGCUCAACAUGCUUGGACUGCAGUUACCCGGUUGGGUCUAGGGUAGAGGUCUUGUCAUGGAGGAGCUUUUCAUGUCCCUGCUUCUACUGAGCAGUGCAUGCGCCUGCGGCCCUUUCUGUCCACAGGAUUUGCUGCAUGUCUGCUUCAAAAGGGGUCCACUCCUGCCCUCCUCGUCUCGUUACCGUCCUCACGCCACUGCUGCGCCUGCUUCGUUCGCUUCUGUGGAUUGCCUUGGGGUCGUCUGUGGGAUCAACUACCGCAACUGCUGCAUCUGCCCUUCACUGCGCCUUGUGGGCUUCCGACAUGCGCACAACUCACCAACCUAUCGUCGCCUUUAAGUGUUCCUGCACUGGACUUCGCUUCCUGUGGUGGCUAGGGGGCUGUUGUAGUCCAUGAGCAGCUAUGUUCCUGCGCCUCGUAAACCGUCCCUGAUUGCGGUGGUCACUUUCAGGUAAGGAAGCUAUUGGCGUGCAUGCUGCAGGGUUCGAUACAUAGCUCCGGUUGGUGGGUGUGAGGCUUGUGAGGCACAUGUUCCCCUCGUUGGCGUAUCUCUGCACCGCGACACAUCGGUCGCGUUCAGCUGUAAUGCUUGGAAGGACUACUUUGGGCCCC